AUGGCCGACGAAAAGAAGCCCGCCGCGGCCACCACGGAGCAGCACUCCCUCAUCAAUACCACCUUCCCCGUCUUUCUGCCACAUAUUUCAGAACUUCACAUCAGCAAAGACGACUUCCGCGCCCACAUCCGGACUCUGCUCCCACCUGCAGCCCAUCCACUUCCCAUCCGAGCGAAGCAAGAAGCCUGUGCUGCCGAGGAGAGCGUAAAGCCGUCUGAAACGCUACAGCCCGGUCCCACCGACGACACCAGCCCUGCCGAUGAGAAAGUCACACCAUCUGAAACGGAGGGUAUGAAAGACGCUGCCUCUGCUGAGGAAAACGUCAAACCGUCUGCCACGCCACAGUCUGAUCCCACGAACGACACCAAGUCAUGGGCCGAGAUCGCUGCUGCGAAGAUUAAUGCACCCUUCAUUGACAACCUCGUAAAGCACAAGGCUGCUGUCCCGUCUCUUGACUCUCGGGAUGGCAAGAUGCUCACCGAGAAUGCCGAUAUGGCUUACAAGACUUCUGGCGAGGCUCUGGUUGACCUGUUCUUCGAGCUGGAGGAUGUGAUUUCGGCCGACAGACUGAAGCAGGUCCUGGAGCACGCCUGGGCAGAUGACGCCGAAGCCACGCUGAAGAUCAUCUGGAAUUCGCGCUCCAUUCAUCUCGGAAAGAGCAGCAGAACGACCUUCUAUCGUGCGGUUGGCUGGCUGGCACAGGAGCAUCCGCUCACGCUUGUGGAGAAUCUGGUGUGGCUGGUGAGACCACUGAUAGCGAAGAAGGCACCGUCGAAGGAGGCGAAGAAUGAGCUUGGUGGGGAGGGUGAGAUGGUCAAGAAGGAGGAUGUGGACAGUGACUUUGAGAUGGUCGAAGGUGAAGACGACGGAGACCACAAGCUCGAGGGAGAGCCACAGAAGAAGAAGCUGAAGUUGGACGAGGAUGACAAGCUGACGGAGUUUGAUGUCAAGUAUGGCGUCUCGCACGGCUACUGGAAGGACUUGCUCAACAUCCUCACUCUUGCUGCCGCCGACCAGCUGAAAGUUGAUGGCAGUCCCAAGGCCGUGCUAAACGUGGAGAAGCCGACCGAGAAGAAGUACAAGCGGGACUGGACUGCAGGACGCAAGAAGGCUGUGACUUCCGAAAGGCAUGAUCGUGCUGUGGAGAAGUUGCAGAACGGCAAGUUAUAUCAAGCACUUCACCUCACCGUCGCUCGCCUCUUCGCCGACCAGCUGAAGACAGACCUCGCUCGACUGCAGUCCGGAAUGAAAGCGGAGGUUAAACUCAUCAGCUUGGCCGGCAAAUGGGCACCUACCCACAAAGGCGCCCACGAUCAGCAUACAUGCAUCGUCUCCACCAUUGCUGAGCUGCUCCAUCCUUUCGACAGUGUCUGUCCCGAAGGCGUCGAUCCCGACGACCGAGAGCUGUACCUGAAGUAUGCUCGCAUCGCUUACCAGUCCAAGACCCUGUCGCCGUUGCGAAAGCACCUAAGCAUCGUUGAGCGUGACAUUACAGACGAGACAUUCUCCAACAUCAAAUAUGAGCGAGUGCCUUCUUUGGCGAUGAAGCAGUACACGCGACUCUUCGCCAGGAAGGACUUUGACCAUUUUGACCAGUAUAUCGAGAACGUGGCGUCGGGCAAGAAGAAGAUCUCAGGCGCGACUCUGCUACCCAGUACUCUCGUCAACGUGGUGAUGCCUAACAGUUUCAUGGGAAUGACCACGAAGCAACACGGAGCGGAUUCUAUGGUAGAGGAGAAGCUCCGCGAUAUCCAAGCUCGCACCGUCGACGCUCAAUGGAACACCCUCGUCCAGCGCAUUAAAGAUUCCGGGACUCUUGAAUCUUCAAUCGCUGUUUGUGAUGUGUCUGGCUCGAUGAGUGGUCCGCGCUUUGCCGACGGCACAACUCCGAUGGACUCCUCCAUUGGUCUGGCUCUUCUCCUGGCUGAAGUCACCGAACCGCCGUUCGGCGGCGCCAUGAUCACUUUUUCGAAGCGUCCGCAGAUCAUCCAAGCGGGUGGCAAAGACGAUAAGCGCACUUUCGAACAGAAGGUCACGUACAUCUCUCGCGCGGACUGGGGCGGCAACACUGAUUUCGUGGCGGUGUUCGAAGAGCUCAUCCUGCCGAUGGCCGUCGAGCACAAACUCACGCAAGAGCAAAUGGUGAAGCAGGUGUUUGUGUUCUCCGACAUGCAGUUUGACGAAGCAGGGGGGCAUGGGCGUGAAGACAGGUGGAGUACUUCGUACGAGCGCAUCCAGAAGAAGUUCAAGGAGGCUGGGUAUGAGAUGCCGCGUCUCAUCUUCUGGAACCUUGCCGGUGGGCGAGCGGGUUAUCAGCAGAAUGGCUUGACCGAGUACGAACGAGCGAUGGCGGGGGAUGACGCUGCGCCAAAGCCGGUGACUGCGAGUGAAGAAGGGACAGCGUUAGUGAGUGGGUACAGUCAGGGGAUGCUGAAGGUGUUUUUGGAUGGUGGUGGGUUUGGGGAGGAGGAGGAGGAAGAGGUUGUGGAGAAGGUGGGAGAGGAUGGGGAGGUGGUGGUGGAGAAGGAGAAGAAGAAGCAGAAUUCGAUGGCGGUGGUGAGGAAGGCCGUGGGGCAUGAGGCGUAUCGCAUGUUGAGGGUGGUGGAUUGA
Saxophila tyrrhenica is the source of this 2610-nucleotide messenger RNA. RefSeq lists its product as uncharacterized. The record is from RefSeq and is a predicted model, not a curated record. Lineage: Eukaryota; Fungi; Ascomycota; Dothideomycetes; Mycosphaerellales; Extremaceae. The transcript has a single exon. The coding region runs from base 1 to 2610 and encodes 869 amino acids.